Molecule: messenger RNA, 1306 nt
Organism: Saccostrea echinata
Lineage: Eukaryota; Metazoa; Mollusca; Bivalvia; Ostreida; Ostreidae
Exons: 8
Coding region: 77-1105 (342 amino acids)
Source: RefSeq, a predicted model, not a curated record
ACGUCAUAGAUACGGCGCCAUUUGAUAGUGAUCGGACGUGUAAAAAAAUUAAGAAACAAAUAUUUGAGAUUUCAACAUGAAGUUGAAAGUAAUACUCACGCACUGCAGUGCAUACAAGGCAAGACGGUUUAAUCCUUACAAGAGGGCAAGACCCAAACUACUACAAAAGAGAGCUGUGGAUGACCAUGAUCUUCUACAGUCGGAUAUCGGGCUGCAAAAAUGCUUCUCUUCUGAGAAAGAAAUGACAUUAGUCAGCACCAACAUAGAAGGGACAGGAACACUGUAUCCUUUGGACAAAGGCAAUAGAAAUAACAAGACAGACCAGCCUUCCCUUCGUGAUGAUUUAGCAGCCAAACAGUCGGGUACCUUAUUGGGAGGAAACACUGAUGAUGACAGUUGUGUUAUUAUUGGAUACUCCCCUAGGAGAGACAAGCCAUCAGAUCUACACAACAAAAAUAACGGGAAUAGCUCACAUAAAGACAAAGGUGGGGACCCUAAGUGCAAAGUCGAAUUUAAGAAGAAGGAGACUUUAUCAGUCAGUGAUGGAGAUGCAACAUCUGGUAUCGCAGACAAAAAGUUAUCCCCGUGUGAUACUUUGGACUUCCUGUUCACACAUUCAGAGGUUGACGAGUCCAACAAAAAAUACCGGACAUGGUCAGAACUGGAGACCUCAGAGGGCAAAUCUGAUUCAAUUCCCCCAAGACAAAGCUAUAUACCCACUGAUCAGGCGUGGUGGUAUGCAAAGAAUGUCAUCGCCACUGGUCGAGACAUAAUCUACAGACCUCUGGCCGAUGAAUGGAAAGAACGGAUGGAUGAAUGGUUACAGCUGACACGCUUGAUCAAUGAAUCAGAAACAAGGAGAUUGGUCCCAACAGAAGAAUACCCAACUCAUGUGUGUGAAUGGUUGGCCCGAGUUGACUUCAGACAUGAGUGUGUGAGACAAAAGAUAGACUACACACGACCCAAACCCAAAAGUCUGCGUGAAAAACCAGGCUUCUGUGCCAGACACAGGCCUUAUGUGAGAAAAACUCGUAAUCACAGAGAAGCUUUAACCAAAGUCGGUCGCAUGGACCUCAACAGAGUGCAGUUCAUUGACAAUUUCUAAUCUGAAUUUUGGUCAGAGACACUUACAAUGAUAUGGAAAAAGUGAAUUUCUACAAAUAUGGGACAAGUGCAAUAUCAUCCAAAAAACAAGUGAACCAUCUGCGAUUUGAAAAAUAAUUUAUAUUAGUGCCAAAUUAGUAAAAAAGGUUAUGUGCAAUUAAUUUAUUAACGUUAUGAAAAAUAAAAGUUUACUAUAUUUACA